Molecule: messenger RNA, 2174 nt
Organism: Alligator sinensis (Chinese alligator)
Lineage: Eukaryota; Metazoa; Chordata; Crocodylia; Alligatoridae
Gene: DDB2
Product: damage specific DNA binding protein 2
Exons: 12
Coding region: 596-2143 (515 amino acids)
Biological process (GO): response to UV; DNA repair
Cellular component (GO): nucleus; Cul4-RING E3 ubiquitin ligase complex
Molecular function (GO): protein binding; damaged DNA binding
Source: RefSeq, a predicted model, not a curated record
AAGAAUUCCAUUUUGGCUCCACCCAAAGAUCAGCUCACAUGAGAGCAGAGGAUCCAGAGCUCUUGUCAUGUAACCGCCUGGAUGGUGACAAGUUCUACUCCUAUUACACAGAGCAGUAUCGGAGCCCUUGUAAGGCUUAGCUACUUCUCAGCUGCAUUUGAAUUCCAGGGCAGGGUGGGAGGCUCUGUUCGGGUUUUGUAUUGCAUCACCAUAGUAUCUGAGAUUAUUUUCCAUUAAUUAGAUCAGCAGUGGAAUUCAUGGAGUGAGACUAACUCGUAUCCUGGUCUAAGGAAAGGAAACUUCUGCUUUGGGGUGGAGAGAUGUAUGGAGUAAAGACCUCGCUUACAGAACACUGGCUAAGCCGCCACAGGGGUGCUUGUCAGCGCAGCUGCCUCAGUGACGCCACAGAGUUAAGACUCCACUUUUUAAGGGACGACUUCUUGUCUUCAGCAAGAGCAAGAGCCAGAGCCUUCCCGUGCCCGGUCAUGGUCCAUCUUCACAGUCCUGCCAAGAGUCACACAGAUGUUGGGCACUGCGCCCUGCUGAGGCGAGAGGGCUGGUGUAACCCCCCUGGGCUUCCAGCUUGGCUGCUUAAAUGAAUCCUUGCUCACACAGAAUGGCCCCUGCCAACCAGCCGAAGGAAAAGAAGCACAUGAAGGCUCAUGAGCAUCAGCCAGAGGAAGAGGCAAAGUCAGCUGAGAAAAGGAAACGAGAAUCUGGAGAACUAGAGAAUGAGCCACAAGCAAAGAGACUGUUUGUGAGAAAAGCUAUGAAACCCCCAGAGAAAACAGACUGGGCUAAAGGCGGCUCCACGAUCAGAAACAUGGGGGUGCUCUUCCAUCAGCUGAAGCAGCAGUACAGCAUCAUCCAUUACAUCUACCAGAACAUGCUGGGUGGCUCUAUCCGGCCACAACUCAGACAGUGUCUCCAGCUGCCCUUCCUGCGUUCUCUCACCUCAUACCGCCCCUUCCGAACAGCAAGCCCCUUUGACAGGAGAGUGACAUGUCUGGAAUGGCAUCCAACGCACCCCAGUACUGUGGCUGUGGGCUCCAAAGGUGGAGAUAUCAUUCUUUGGGACUACGAAGUACUUAACAAAACCUGCUUCAUAAAGGGGAUGGGAGCUGGAGGGGCCAUCACAGGAAUGAAGUUUAACCCUUUUAACCCUAGUCAGCUGUACACAUCGUCAAUUGCCGGCACUACCACCCUGCAGGAUUUUAAUGGCAGUACGCUCCGGGUCUUCACCAGCACCGAGGACUGGGAUUUCUGGUAUUGCAGUGUUGAUGUGUCUGCAAGCUGCCGGACUGUGGUGACAGGUGAUAACGUGGGUAAUGUGGUCCUGCUCAGCACUGGUGGGGAAGAGAUUUGGAAGCUGAAAUUACACAAGAAGAAAGUAACUCAUGUGGAGUUUAACUCUCGCUGCGAUUGGCUCUUAGCCACAGCCUCUGUGGACCAGACAGUCAAAAUCUGGGACCUCAGGAACAUCAAAGACAAGACAAGUUUCCUUCACGUGCUUCCUCAUGACAAACCUGUCAAUGCUGCUUACUUCAGCCCAACAGAUGGUGCAAAGCUCUUGAGCACAGACCAACACAGUGAAAUCAGAGUUUACUCCUCUUCAGAUUGGAGCAAACCACAGCACCUGAUCCCACAUCCACAUCGGCAGUUCCAGCACCUCACACCAAUCAAGGCAACAUGGCAUCCUCGUUAUGACCUCAUUGUGGCAGGUCGUUACCCAGACCCCAAGUUCCCCAGCUACACUGUGGAUGAACUACGAACUGUUGAUAUAUUUGAUGGAAACACUGGGGAGAUGGUGUGCCAGCUCCAUGACCUCAAUGCAUCUGGCAUUAUUUCACUUAAUAAGUUUAACCCUAUGGGAGACACACUGGCCUCUGGCAUGGGUUUUAAUAUUUUGAUCUGGAGUCGGGAGGAGAUGGUGGCCAAGAAGCAGGAACACCUCUUGAAAGCCAUGACACAGCAGGGGAUUGGAGGCAGGAGCUCCUCCAGACGUGGGGGGCAGAGACAACCAAAUCAAGGAAAAAGCAAACUCAGAGCCAAGCUGCUUGCUCAGGAACUGGAAGAGACUAAAAUAAAGGGCAAAAAUACCAAAUCACAGGGCAGAAAGCAGAAGAAGGAUCUAGAGGACUGAUCAGACAAAGCUGUUACUGACAGUGAGCAAG